GCUUUUGCCAGCAUGCUACCAACCGUCACGACGCGCCUUGUGCCCCGCUCGGCGCCGCCCCGCGCCAGCCACCGACGCAUGCUUCUCGGCGCCAUGGCGCUCUUCGCCGGCGGCUACGUGACGACCGAAGCCAUCUUCCCGGCCUGGCUCCACGGCGACACGGGCCCGAUCCCGUACGUCGUGCCCGCGGCCUGCGCCUUCGCCAACGGCGACCUCAUCGCCCUUCAAGCCGACACGGGCGAGUACGUCGCUUUGGACAACACGACGGACGUGGCGGCUGUCGUCGCGCCGGCUGUCGCACCGUCGGCGACCUGGAAGGUCUACAACACGGGCCGCCUCGGCACGCUCGCGCUGCAGGCCGACAGCGGCAAGUUCCUCGCGCGCUGCCGCAACACGCCGGCCGCCAUCGUGGACGCCAACCACUGGUCUGACGGUGCGUACGCCCAGUGGACGUGCGUCGUCGCGGACGACGGCCGCAUCGCGCUAAAAGCUGACACGGGCAAGUUCCUCGUCCGCGACCGCAGCGCAACGCUCGUCCACGCCGAGAGCUGGGCAGACGCCAAGGCGCAGUGGGCCGUCGACCGCCUCCCCGUGUCGCCUGCCUGCACGUUUGCAAACGGCGACGUCGUCGGCUUGAAGAGCGACAUUGGUACGUUCAUGGGUCGCUGCGACGACUGCCUUGCCAUUCCCCGCGCCGUCUUUGCCCAUGCGCCAAGUAUGACGCCCGAGGCCACAUGGACCGUCUUCAACACGGACAAUGGCAAGCUCGUCUUCCGCGGCGACGACGGCACGUACCUAAACCGCGAGUACAAGCUCGUGCCGGGUGCGUCGGUCGUCGACCAAGCGUUUAGCCGUGUCGCGCAGGCCAAGCCGUGGGCCGAGUUUACCUGCGUGGACCUCGGUAACGGCGCCAUUGGCCUCGAGGCGGACAAUGGCAAGUUCCUAAGCCGCUGCAGUGACUGCUACCCUGGUGCGAAACACUCGGAGAGCGUCGCCAUGGACACUAUCGACGCAAGCCGCACGUCGGCGGCCCACUGGACGGUGGUGCGCCACGCGUAAAGAUCGUAGAUGGUAUAUCGAGAGAUGCAUAUAACUUAAUCCAAUGCAAAGUACGCUUGGCCUAGUCAGAA
Molecule: messenger RNA, 1130 nt
Organism: Saprolegnia parasitica CBS 223.65
Lineage: Eukaryota; Oomycota; Saprolegniomycetes; Saprolegniales; Saprolegniaceae
Exons: 1
Coding region: 13-1059 (348 amino acids)
Source: RefSeq, a predicted model, not a curated record